Scomber japonicus (chub mackerel) is the source of this 6391-nucleotide messenger RNA. RefSeq names its product protein AF-17-like. Bases 207 to 3611 code for a protein of 1134 amino acids. Gene Ontology annotation, biological process: regulation of transcription by RNA polymerase II. The record is from RefSeq and is a predicted model, not a curated record. NCBI's taxonomy places the organism in Eukaryota, Metazoa, Chordata, Actinopteri, Scombriformes, Scombridae. The transcript is spliced from 20 exons. Gene Ontology annotation, cellular component: nucleus. Gene Ontology annotation, molecular function: nucleosome binding; histone binding.
ACGGAAAAAACGUAGCAGCAGCGGCAGCACCACAAACCCCACGCCGAGAUUUUCGUCUCUCCGCUGCGCUAAAACUGCGCGACGAAAGCGGCCCAACGACUAUGCCCGGUGCGGCGUUAAAGUGCGGGACGACCACUUGACAGGCCUGGGCGAGGUCUUAAGCCGUUGCCGGGAGGGUGAAAUACAUUUCUUCUUAUGGGAGCAGCAUGCGGGAAAUGGUCGGAGGUUGCUGCGUGUGUUCAGACGAGCGAGGCUGGGCUGAGAAUCCGCUGGUUUACUGUGAUGGACACGGCUGCAGCGUCGCCGUCCACCAAGCAUGCUACGGAAUUGUCCAGGUGCCCACCGGCCCGUGGUUCUGUCGGAAGUGUGAGUCACAAGAGCGGGCGGCACGCGUGAGGUGCGAGCUGUGCCCCCACAAAGAUGGCGCCCUCAAGAGGACGGACAGCGGAGGCUGGGCCCACGUCGUGUGCGCUCUCUACAUCCCAGAGGUGCAGUUCGCCAGCGUCCUCACCAUGGAGCCCAUCAUCCUGCAGUACGUCCCGCACGAGAGAUACAUCAAGACAUGUUACAUCUGCGAGGACCACGGGAGGGAGAGCAAGGCCGCCUGCGGAGCCUGCAUGACCUGCAACAGACAGGGCUGCAGACAGGCUUUCCAUGUCACCUGUGCUCAGAUGGCCGGUCUGCUGUGUGAGGAGGAAGGCCCAGAAGCCGAUAACGUCAAAUACUGCGGAUACUGCAAGCAUCAUUACAAUAAAAUGCAGAAGAAGCUGCGCUCCAGUGAAAACACAGGUAGCACCUUCACUCACUCCAGAGGCCGCUCCACCUCUCCAUCACAGGACAAACACCACCACCACAGACAGAGGAAGAGUCACAAGGACAAGAUUCGACCAAAAGAGCGCCACAAGAAGUCAUCAGACAGCCUGGGCCCCUCUGUGACCACCAGCAGUAUAGACAAGAUCUCUUCCAGUCAUCACAGCAGCAAGGACAGCGAGGGAAAGUCCAAGAAGCUGAGCUCACACAGCCACGGUCACCGGAGCAAGAAGACAGGAAGCACCGGCAAGAGCUGCUCCUCAUCCUCCUGCUCCUCCAGUCCGUUCAACACAGGCGGCUCCCUGUCCUCAGCUCAGGACUUCCACCAGUUCUCAUCUUCCUCCCGCCUGGAGCGCGACCACGACCGAGGAGGAGGAGGCGACGACCACAGCGGCGAGGAGCGCAAGGAACGCCACAAGAGGCCGGCGGUGCCUGAGGACGACGACGAAGAGGAGGACGACGAAAAGGAGGCGGACAAAGACGACGAGGAGGACGAAGAGGAGGAGGAAGAAGAGGACGGCAAAUACCACAAGCCGCCAGCGCUGACCCCCGCCGACGGGCCCCUGGCGCCGUCACAAAGCCACGACCGGUCCGACGGCAACUCGAGCCCCUUCGAGAAUAAGGUGACCAUCUCCACGUUCGGGUCCAUUAUGCGCAUCACGUCCACGUCGGGGCUGGGCAGCAGCAGCAAGAUCCGCAAGAUCUCCUCCUCAUCCUCGUCGUCGGGGGACUACAAGCCCUCCAAGUCCAUCUGCAAGGCGUCCCAGCUGAGCACGCCACCCAUCCUGGAGGAGGCGGGGCCGGAGGACAAGGCGCCGUCGUCGUCAACGCCGCCGCCGCCGUUGCCGCCGCUUCCCAGAGAGCGCCGGCACCGCGGCAACAAGAAGAGUCGCCACGGGCCUGGCCGCCCGCGGGGCAGCAAGAACCGAGAGAGGCGAGAGGAAGAGCACCAUCACCAUCAUCAACACGCCCCCACCCCUGCCCCCGCCGCCGCCCCCCCUCCUCCACCGCCGCCGCUGCCCCCCCCAGCCUUCACCCCUUCUCUCUACACCAGCCCAUCUUCCAUCCCCCACCCGGCCUUCCCCUCGGCGCUGCCUCCCGCCUCCACUUCCUCUUCUUCCUCUUCCACAGCCGCCACAGUCCCCUCCACCUCUUCCUCCUCUUCCUCUUCCUUCUCCUCAUCCUCAGCCGGCAGUUUUUCCACAGGCCGAGGCAACUCGCUGCUCGGCUCUGGUAUCUAUUCCAGUCUCAAGGACCCUCUCACGCUGGGCGGAGGCGUCUGCAGCACUCCUCUCUCCCUAGGCGGAGGGGUGUGCAGCACCUCCUUGUCCCUGGGAGGGGGCAUGUGUAGCACCCCUCUCUCCUCAGGACUCCUCUCAUCCCACGUCUCCUCGCUGUCCCUCCCGUCUGUCAACUCCGUCUCAAACACGCAGGUCCAUCCUGGUUCCAGCACCUCCUACAGUCUAACCUCCACGCAACCUUUCGCCAGCUGUCUCUCCACAGCCCCGACACUGCCGCCACUACUGAGCCAAGCCCAAACCUCACUGCCAGAGUCCGACCUCGAUGACUGUCGCUUCCCGUGUCAGGGGAACUCACCGAGAGAGAGUCUCUCCUCACAGUCUCCUAUGAGCUGUCUUCCUCUUCUGUUUGACCAGAGAGACGGGUUGGGCGCGGGAGUCAGAGCGCGUCCCGAAAACGUCCCUCCAGCCAGCUCCCACAUAGAGCUCCUGCUGGAGAAACACGGCAACGGAGAGAUGGGAGUCAACAUCGUGGAGAUGCUCCAGUCGCUUCACUCCCUGCAGCAAGAGAACCAGCGACUCCAAGACCAGAUCCUCAGCCUCACGGCCAAGAGGGAGCGCCUGCAGCUGCUCAACACGGAGCUGGCCGUCUCUUUCCCUCCACACAUUUUGUCCUUCCAGGGCUCCAUGCACACCUCUGCCCAGAUCAACUUCCUGUCAUCCAACCAAGACCCCCUGAGCACCAAUAAGAGUCCCCUGUCCAAAAGCUGCUUCUUUAAUGACACCUCCUUUGUUACCUCCUCUGAGGAGCUCCACUCUGGUAGUCCGUCCCGCAGUAGCUCCUCCCUCUCCUUCCAGAGCACUCCUCCUCCUCAGCAGAGCCCCGCCUCCUUCGGUCAGCCCCUGCUGAACGGUCUGGGUCGAGGUCUGAACGACGGUCUGGGUGCCAUCGGUCAGGCGGCCGGCUCGGCUCUGCCCGUGGUGGGCGGGCUCAUGGCGUCCCUGGCAGGAAGCCCUCAGCUGAAUAUGAACGGCGUGCUGGGCAGCCUGAACGGUGUGAUCCAGUCCCCCUUACAGAGCGCCCCUCAGCCCACGCUCCCGGCGCUGCGUCCCCAGCCUCCACCACUCAACCCCCAGGCGAUGGCACAGGGCUUUCAGCUUCCCAAGUGUGUGAGCCCGUCUUCUCUCCUGUCAGAGCAGCAGAAGCAGCUUCUCCUCGAGCAGCAGCAGCAACAGCAGCAGCUCCAGCAGUUCCUCACGUCGCAGAACUUCACCCCUGAGCAGCAGGUGGUGGUGUGCCAGAUGCUCCAGCAGCAGAGACAGAGGGAGCUGCAGCGCCUCACACUGACCGGAGCCCUCACCUCCACCCCCAACUCACCCAUGAUCGCCCAGUCGCCCAACCUGCUGUCGUCGGCAACGGCCUCCCCCCUGCAGGGCGGCCAGGGAGGAAGCCUGUUCGGCCUGCAGGACAACGCACUUCACAAGCCCGGGAGAACUUGUGAUCUUGUUUUCAGUCUGCAGGAGAGAAGGGCGGAGACAAGAACGGGUGACUUCUGCGGGUGACACGAGAGCAGCUCACAUGAAGACAUUGGGCGUCACGUCCACUUGGAAGAACUGAGGAACUUUUGAACGUCUUUCCUUCUCUCGUCGUCUUUCUCUUUACACCCUCUUUUAUGAAUGUAUAACAGGAUGGACUUAAACGUCAAGGUGAAGUUUUUCGUGUUUUGAAAAAUUCUUUAUAUCAGAGGUUCUUCUCAUAGGUUCUUUUUUUGUGUGUGUGUAGGCAGCUUUCAGAGAGCAUGAAUACAGUGGUCUCUCCUUAAAUUGCACUAAUUUGUUAGCUAGACCAAUGGGGCUGCAUAUGUAGGCAGAGCCAGAGCUCCUGUUCAUCCCCUGCAGGUGCGGCGGAGGCUCUCGGUUUUUGAAGCGUGAACUCAAGCACUGACCCGUUGAUCCCACGAGUUUCACUCAGUCGGCGAGAAUCACAGACUUCUGCCACUUCCUGCAACCUCAACUGUCUUCCUCGAUAUUUUGUCUUCCCUGUUUUGUUUUUUUUGUGUUUCUCGCUCCUACCCAAGUCUCAUCCAGAUCUUCUUAUACGUCGCAGCCUCUCACAGGCACUUAUUAAUGUAAAAGGAUAAAUAUUCUGUCUUUUUUUUCAGUGUGUGGUUAGUGGCGUUUCAACAUUAAGCUAGUUAUUACCUCAAGACUUUUUCCUGCCGCCUAUUUUCCAUUAUUGAGAUACGUGGUUCCCAUUUUUGUGCUGAUUUUUCAUUACCGCAAUAGCCUUCACUGGAUAUAAAUGGCCACCAAAAAAAAAAAAAAAAAUCUUGCUGUUAACUCUAAGGUAUUAACUCAUAUCAAUGUAAAAAAUGGCACAGAAGCCACGUGUCUAAAUUGGCGCCGUCGUCCACUAGAGACCGGCACCAGGUUUUAUUUAACACCACAAACACGAGUUUCUUACACUUUUAUAUCCUUCCAGUUGCUAUCGAGAUUAAGCAGACGAAACCAAACAUUUGGAAAUUGUAAGUAAGAAAUUCAUUUUUUGUUUUUUUUCCUAAACAAGUGUGCACUUUGCAUGUUAGUAGCUAACAGAGCAAAUCAGCCAUCAAACUCAGUACCUUUAUAAAGGAUGCUUGGUACUUACUAGGCCACUAGGAACUGACAGGUUUUUGAUUUCUAUGAGUAUUUUGCACUCUGUCCUGAAGUCAGUUUUCUUUUUUGUUACUUUCAUACAUAGAUAUUCUUUUCAUGUCCGCUAACUAGUUGUUAUUUUUAGCAAUACUGGAUAGAUAAUGCCUUAAUGAUGCUAGAUAUACAGAGGAAAAAAAAACCCCGAGCCCAAAGGCUUACACUCUUGUCGUCUUUCUUUGAUAGUGUUUUUUAUCUGGGGGGGAAGGUGGGGGUACAUGGAGGGGUACAUUAGUACAAUGACAGCACUCUUCCUAAAACCCAUUUAUACUUUUGAUAGCUAAACUAAUGAUUUCAACAGUCGAAAUGUGUGAAUAAUCGUAUAGUGGUAACUGAAGUGUCAAAUCAUUUUUCUAUUGUAAUUUUUUUUGUGUUUCAGAUGCAAUGUUCUUGAGUUGUUUGUGCUUCAGAGAACUGAGAAACGAGGACUUAUUGAAUAAUCGUACAGUGAAGCCUGCACAGUGGUGUCAUAGGAGAUAGCCGAGGACAGCCCAGAUGUAAAGUUAUUAUUGAAGCGCUGUCACAACAGUGUGUGAUAAAUAGUGUAGCUGUUAUCAGCUGUGAGGAAUCGGUGGCUUGCCAACAUUUGUUACUGUUGGCUUUUACACAUCAUGACGUAAAUCAACGUAGAGACUAUAAUAAGCUUCUGUUUUCCCUCCACUCCACGUUAUCAUGUGAUUUCUCCGUUUGGCUCCGUUUUACUAACGGAGCCACUCGCAAUUCAUCUUUUUUUACCUUCAAAGUGAGGUUAUUUUAUGUUUUUCUCCUGUGUUCUUUAGCAAUACUGUCGGGUCUUUUUUGAACUCUUUUCUUCUGUUUGCAAUCUUGAACAUGAUCUCCCAUACAUGUGAUAUCUCGAGUGCUAGAUUGUUGCGUUUAGUAGCUUAAUGUAGACGUCAGAAAGGAACUUCAAGCAGCUGACUAGUUGUUGAUAAAAUACUGUAGCAAUGACAGAAGGAGAAUGUCGAUUAUGUUGAUUUAGACAUGAGCCAACAUGUUGACAUGACUCCAUGGGGGGAGGUCUGGAAUUUACCAAGUACGUCCUUAUGAGUCCAGACAAGACCAUGUCCAAGAGAUUGACUGAGGAGAGGUGUGAAGGAUUUCUGAAGCGGUUUCUUUCUCAUGUUGCACUGGGGCUCUUCGGGCCCAAUUGUAAAUCGUUUUUUAGUACUUUUUUCAUUUUUGUUGGAAUACGAGUUGUAUACUUUAAAAUGUUUGUGUAAAGACACAUUCAUUCUUUUAAGCUUUGAAGUUUGGGUAACCAAGAUAAUCCAUGUUAUGAAUGUUGUACUGUGUAUCUUUUUAUGUAUUGCAACAUUUAAGCACCUAGCUCUGAAUGAGGUUCGAUGGAGAGUGAGUUACGUAUCGGGAUAUGAAUUGCAUGAAAUGCAGUGAAGUCUCUCAAAUGUAUUGCUAAAUACCAAGUAAUAAACUAUGCAUAAUUUUAAAUGCAUUGUUCCCUGGAAAGAAAGAAAAAAAAGAAAUUAAAUGACAUGAGCACUGAAUUUUAAAAAGGACAAGCACGUUGUCAUUGUACAGUGUAUUUGUUUGAGAGAAUUGAUCAAAACAAAUUUGACAAUAUUAAGAUUAAAAAUCCCUGUAAAGUAUUUUGAUAUUUUUGUGUGUAAAAUUAAAAGGACGGAUUAAGACGA